AUGGAUUCCCAGGCCCCUAUGUCUGGGGGCGCUGAAGCCGAUGCGGAAUUGCGAGCCAGAUCGUUCUCUGCUGACCGAAUCAAAAAUGCGGUGCAAUCGCGCGCCCACGAGCAAACACCCCUACUUGCACCAGCAGAUCCUACUAGAUCAGACCGCGACGGUUCUAUCUACCGGAGCAGUGCCGAUGGCUUUCUCAGCCGAUGGCGGCAACCAAGCAUCCUAUGGUUGCUCCCGUUCCUUCUGCUAUUUAUGCUUGCAUUCGGUGGCAUAGUUGUUCCCAGGAUCAACUUGACUCUUACCCUGGUCUGCAGAGACUAUUUGAACAACAAGGCGGCUCAGGACCCUAAUUUCACCUUUACGCCGGUGAUAUUUGGCGGUCAAGAUCCCCAAUGCCGGGUGCCGGAGGUUCAAUCGCAAGUUGCUCGAUUCCAACUGUAUCUCAAUUUGAUUUCUGCCAUCCUGUCAGCACUGGUUAGUCCUCAUCUUGGCCACAUCUCAGAUCGUCAUGGCCGAACGCGCAUCAUGGCUAUUACGGCUCUGGGGAUGAUACUGGCCGAAUCGGUUGUCGUCAUCGUCGCAGCCAGCACGGAAACCAUUCCUACUAACGUUUUGUUCCUAUUUGCCUUGUUCGACGGACUCGGAGGCUCCUUCACCAGCAUGAAUGCCCUUACCUCCUCCUAUGUGUCCGAUUGCACGGUACCACAGAAGCGCAGCGUGGCAUUCGGAUAUAUUCACGGCUGUAUCUUCAUCGGCACUGCGACCGGGCCGCUUCUUGUGGCCUUCAUCCUGAAAAUGGCUGGAAGUAUCUUUUUUGUAUUUUGUUUCAUGUUGGCCCUCCAUGUGCUCUUUUUCUUGGCCGUGUUGUUCGUGAUUCCCGAAUCCCUCUCCGAGGAACGGCAGCAAUCCGCCCGAGAAAAGCAUCGGAUGAAACUCGCCGACAGAGACGCCCUCGGUUGGCUUUCUCUCCAGCGGUGGAACCCAAAGAAUAUCUUCACUCCUCUACUGAUCUUAUUCCCGCCCGUUGGACGGCCUAGCUCGCUGUUUCCUAAUCGGCGGGGCGCGAGUCCGGCUCUACGAAGAAACAUCGUUCUCCUGGCCGGCCUUGACACCGUUGGGUUUGGCGUGACCCUGGGGGUCUCUCAAAUUUUCAUCAUCUAUGCCGGCUACAUGUUCAACUGGGGGAAUGUCGAGUCCAGCUUCUUCAUCUUCGUCCUCAGCACCUGUCGGGUCAUCACUCUGUUUGCCGUCUUCCCCGCCGUUAGUUGGCUCUUUCCCGGUAAACCUAGACCGGAGGGCACUAUUUCGGGCUCCAGUCCACUUGAGAUCAAUUUAAUCCGCAUUUCGCUGUUUAUAGACAUGCUGGGAUAUUGCGGGUUCGCGUUGGCAAACAACGGCUCGUUCAUGAUCCUCUGCGGAGCCUUCACGGCCCUUGGAGGGAUGGGCAUCCCGACGUUGCAAUCAUCCAUCACUCACCAUGUGCCUCCGGAUCGAAUCGGGCAGAUUCUGGGAGCCAAAGGCCUUCUACAUGCGCUCUCUCGAGUCAUCGCCCCGACGGUCUUCAGCCUCAUAUACAGUCUGACGGUGGGCAAGUAUACGCCGGCGAUCUUCGUUUGUCUAGUCGGUAUUUGGGGCAUCGCGUUAUGCACUAGCUUUUACCUCAAACCCAACAUUGGUCUCGAAACAGACGGUCGAGACUGUCAUGGGGAGGCUAAUGAAGAGGGUGCAGAAGAGGACGAGAGCCUCUUGCAUUCAUGA
Molecule: messenger RNA, 1755 nt
Organism: Aspergillus melleus
Lineage: Eukaryota; Fungi; Ascomycota; Eurotiomycetes; Eurotiales; Aspergillaceae
Product: putative tetracycline-efflux transporter
Exons: 3
Coding region: 1-1755 (584 amino acids)
Biological process (GO): transmembrane transport
Cellular component (GO): membrane
Molecular function (GO): transmembrane transporter activity
Source: RefSeq, a predicted model, not a curated record